CACAACGCUUAGGAAGGCAUAGAAAAGUGGGAGUGAGUGUCGAGGUCGUGAACCCGAUCCAGGUUUACGAAUCCUUAGAGCACUUAAAACCGGAACUGAUUUGUUCCUGAUAGUAUCUCUCUCCUCAUUCCUAUCGCCCUCAAUUGUGCCACCCCAGGCCCUAGUUGCGUGGUGGGAUCACAUUAUCAGUUACCAUCUACAACCGUCAGUUUCACUGCAAUCAUGGCCCUUAAUUUAGAAGAAGCCAAAGCUCACCUUCGGGAGCACGGUUGGGCCAGGAUUCCGUCGGUCCUGAGCAAGGAGGGGGCCGCCCACACGUUGGAUAGACUCUGGAAGGCCAAAGAAGCGUCUGAGGCGAAUGGGGAGGAUACGUUUCAGCCCAUUCUGGACCCGAAUUCGGCAAAUGUACGCGUGUUCUACCUUCCGGAGCUGGAUGAGCGGUUGCGUGACCUGCUCACGCACCCCACGGGCAUUGAGUUGACCCAGUCAGUGCUCGGGGACAAGUUCCUCGUCAGCAACUUUUCGGCCAACAUCGCGCGACCAGGGGCGCAGAGCAUGGCCCUCCACUCCGAUCAGAGCAUCGUCCUCCCGGAGCCAUGGCAGGAUAUAUGGGCCGUCAAUGUGAUUUGGUGCCUUACCCGAAUGACGAAAGAAAACGGUGCGACUCUAUACAUUCCGGGCUCGAAUCGGUGGACCCGCUGGGAGGAUGUUCCACCCAACGCCCCGGACCUCCUAGUGCCAUUUGAAGCGGAUGCGGGCGACAUUGUGGUCCUAGAUGGCCGUCUGUGGCAUACAUCUGGGAGCAAUGUAACGUCGGAUGAGGACCGUGCCAUCCUGUUUGCGUAUUAUACGGCGCCGUACAUGCGUCAGUUAGUCAACUGGACAGCCAAGUUACCCAAGGAGCUUCAAGAGUCACUGAGCCCGGAGUUGAAGGAAUUAUUGGGACUCAGUCAUAUUGGCUAUGUGGUCCACGGCGACUUAACAUACAUGGCCGACAAAUACCCCAAAGCUAGUCCAUCGUCAGCGCCUACGAGGGGUAAUGUAUGAUAGGGAAAUAGUUGAAAUCGCGGAGAAUAUCUGAACUGAGACACGUCGAAGAGGGAACAACGUAGAACGCACUGUCCAUGCUCGGUCUCCAUUUGUAGACCGGCAGUAGAUACAGGUACGACAGACACAACGCAGGGAACAAUACGCGGGUCAGAAAAAUGUCUGAAGACAUCUCGCAGCUUCUGGACGAGUGGGCGACACGCCUGUAUUUCGCGAUGGCCACCACGAGGGGGUCAUCUGACUCUCUGAGCAGUCUGCAAAUGCGCUGUGGGACUAUUGGCUCCGUAGAGCGCGCGGACGACCCCCAAAGCCUCGG
Messenger RNA from Aspergillus caelatus, 1363 nucleotides. It is a transcript of the gene fmaF, whose product is annotated as Fe(2+)/2-oxoglutarate-dependent oxygenase fmaF. Lineage: Eukaryota; Fungi; Ascomycota; Eurotiomycetes; Eurotiales; Aspergillaceae. The record is from RefSeq and is a predicted model, not a curated record. The transcript has a single exon. The coding region runs from base 223 to 1047 and encodes 274 amino acids.